Mytilus trossulus (common blue mussel) is the source of this 1158-nucleotide messenger RNA. RefSeq lists its product as uncharacterized. The record is from RefSeq and is a predicted model, not a curated record. Gene Ontology annotation, molecular function: nucleic acid binding. The transcript has a single exon. Lineage: Eukaryota; Metazoa; Mollusca; Bivalvia; Mytilida; Mytilidae. The coding region runs from base 1 to 1158 and encodes 385 amino acids.
AUGGCUUCAUGCAUAGAUUUAGUUCCAUGGGCCCGACUGCACAUGAGACCACUUCAGCUUUAUCUUCUAGCUUGGUGGAGACCAGCUCUACACAGUUUAAAUCGUUUGAUUCCACUGUAUCAACCUCUCCAGGAAUAUCUAUUCUGGUGGCUAAACCGAAGAAAUUAUUUCAAGGGAGUGCUAUUAGAACAAGAAUCUGCUCAAGUGACUCUAGUGACAGAUGCGUCACAGUCGGGAUGGGGAGCUCAUAUAAACAAUUAUCAGAUAGCAGGUGUUUGGUCGCCUCAGUACAAAGUAAAACAUAUCAAUUGGCUAGAACUCAAAGCUGUGCAGUUAGCACUGCAAACAUUUCUGAUAAAAGUACAAUUCAUAAGUGUGCUAGUGAGAACAGACAAUGCAACUGUCGUCAGUUAUCUGAACAAACAGGGAGGUACACGAUCCCCAGACCUUUGUUACUUGGCACGGGAUCUUUUGAAAUGGUGUAUAAAUCACAAUGUCAAAAUCCAAGCUGUUCAUAUUCCGGGAAAAGAGAAUAUUAUAGCAGUUGCCCUGUCAAGAGGGAAAAUGACCAUUCGUUUGACAGAAUGGGCAUUGAAUACGACAAUGGUGAAUUUGCUAAUACUUCAGCUAGGAACACCAGUAAUAGAUCUGUUUGCGACUUCAAUGAAUAAGAAGCUGCCAGUGUUUUGCUCUCCUUGGCCGGAAGAAACAGCAGUGUCAAUAGAUGCACUGUCAAUGAAAUGGACAAAUCUAUUUGCUUAUGCAUUCCCGCCACUGAUCAUUCUAAACAGAGUAUUACAAAAAAUACAGAAAGAGGACUGUGUAAUUUUACUAAUAGCGCCAAUGUGGCCGAGACAGUCGUGGUACAGUCAACUUAUCAACCUGUUAAUAAACUUUUCAAUACAACUGCUUGUCCAACAAAAUCUAUUAAGUCAAAAUGGAAUUUUUCAUCCAAAUCCAAGUGUUCUAAAUCUUGUAGCUUGGAAAGUGUCAAAAGAUCUUACACUGCAAAAGGAUUUUCACCAAAAAUUACUUCAAUUAUUUCCAAUGCACGAAAACAAUCAACACAGACAGUUUAUAAUGCAAGACUCAAGAUAUUUGACAGCUGGUGUCAAGAACGGAGUAUCAAUCCCAGUACGGCAACUGUGCCAGAAAUAG